Messenger RNA from Myotis myotis, 7777 nucleotides. RefSeq names its product cell migration inducing hyaluronidase 2 (gene CEMIP2). Lineage: Eukaryota; Metazoa; Chordata; Mammalia; Chiroptera; Vespertilionidae. The record is from RefSeq and is a predicted model, not a curated record. The transcript is spliced from 26 exons. The coding region runs from base 1746 to 5900 and encodes 1384 amino acids.
UUGAGGUGAGAAGUGAAUUCUGAGUCAUCACCUGCUCUACUGGAACAGCCUGUGCCUGAGCAGCAAGCUGAGGGGUCACUGUGUGUGUGGACAGGAAGUGGAAUCAGUGACUUCUUACAUGAUUUCCUUUGUGACAACUGAUGGAGUGACUCUCCCUUCUUGAUCUAGCCUGUAACCCACAGAUUUUCAGGAGUUUCAGGUUUCACAACUGGAAACCAGAAUGGGACAACACCUCUUUCUUGUUGCAACUGACCAAGUCCAGCCUGUUCUCUAACAGCUGCUUUGGAAAUAGAAGACAGAAGGAAGGGGGUAAAGUAAUUGUGGGCCAGGCUGAAAUGAAAAGGCUGUUACUUACUAGCUGUGUACCUCUGGGCAAGUUUCUGAAAUUGAGAAUGAUGAUGUGAUGAACCACACUAAAGAGGAUUUUUAAAUGAUCACUAUGAAAUUCACAGUGUAAGACUCACCUGGGAUGCUGUAUGUAAAUGUGUACCUUGUAAAGUGCCGUGACAUAGAAUAGUGCAUCAUCCACCCUCUCACCCACCAUCCAUUUAACUAACAAUUAUUCAUCACCUAUUGUGUGUCAGGCCCUGUGGAAGCAAACUGAAUGCCCACCAGCUCUGUGGAGUGUUCUUGUUGUUUGGGAGGGGGCGUUAGAUGGAGUGGUUGAAGCGUGGGAGGUCACAGGGAGCGACCAUAGUGGCUUAUCUACAAAGGAAGAUAAGACAGUCUCUGCUGUUGAAGAAAUGAGUCUAGCCAAGGAGAAAAGGAAAUGAACAAUGAGAAGGCCCAGUAAGCGUGUGUUUAUGCACAGGAUGCUGUAAGAACCCAAAGGAGGGCCAGAGGUUUUUGGGGGGAGGGCAUAGCAAGUUAGUGAGAUAUAACAUGUCCUAAAUCAGACAAAAUAGUAGAGACUGAAAACUCUAUCAAAAGUACCAUUUUGAAAUGUAAAGAUUGGAGGACUUAAAACCAGAACUGAGUUUAAAACAAGGCUCUGACAAUUGCUAACCCUUUGCUAUUGGGCAAAUCCCCUAAUUCUUCACACUUUGCUUCUUCAUCUGUAAAAUGAGUUUAAAAUACUCGGUGGAAUUCUUCGAGGUUUAACUUAGAUUUAAUAUGCUGUGUAUGCAAGCUAGUGUCUUUUGGUAUUAAAAGGUACUUUCAAUAUAUGUUCUUUUUUAAGCUAUACGUAUAAAAAGUUGUAAUUUAGUCUAAUGGAUCUCAGUCACUGAUUUCUGUUUUGUUCUGAAUAGUGCAAUUCUUCAGACUUGAGGUUAGCUAUUGUUCCAUGGCAUUUCUCACUUGUUCAGGCAUCCCAGACACUGGAGAUCUUUUCAUGGCGUUUGGGUUGUGAGCACUAAUUGGAAGGAUGGGCUGUCUAGCAUAGUACAUCGAUUGAGAGGGUCUUGUCUGGGUCUGUUCUGUCUUCACCCCGCCUCUCAAAGCAAGCUAGCCCUUCUGCUUUCCUCUAUCCUAAGUAAAUGAAUAAAAGGAAGAGAAAGCUAUGCAUUUGCAUGGUUGAGACCAUAAAAAUCACCCCUACCAGCUGGGUAGUAGACUUACCGGGGUGAUCACUUCAUAAGAAACAAGUUCCCGGAAACUGUGUCUCAGUGGAUCAUGAACUUUUAUUCAGCCAUGGAAAGUCCAGCCACCACUUUCGUGUGAGAAUCACAUGCCUUAGAAGGACAGGGACUCUGACGGACUGUUUUGUAUUUUGGCCUGGAGCUCAUUUGCAGUGACAGCGUAUCAUGCAUGCCACUAAUUCCAGGGGACGCUCCCCUGCUUUCCUGCAACCUCAGAAUGGAAAUGGCCAUCGCUCGUCCGGCUAUGUUCCAGGGAAGGUUGUCCCACUGCGUCCCCCUCCUCCUCCAAAGAGCCAAGCUUCAGCCAAAUGUCCCCCCAUCAGACAGGAAGCCCGGGCCAGCUUUGCUUUCUCACCUGAAGAGCAGCAAGCCCAGGGAGGAAGCCAGAAGCAGAAGAGGCAUAAAAAUACUUUCAUUUGCUUUGCUAUCACUAGCUUCUCAUUUUUUGUUGCACUUGCAGUCAUUUUAGGAAUAUCCUCAAAAUACGCUCCAGACGAGAACUGCCCAGAUCAAAACCCUCGUCUCAGGAACUGGGAUCCAGGACAAGAUUCUGCAAAGCAAGUUGUUAUCAAGCAGGGAGAUAUGUUCCGUCUGACCUCAGAUGCCACAGUGAAUUCUAUAGUCAUUCAGGAUGGAGGGCUGCUUGUAUUUGGGGACCAUAAAGAUGGAUCCAGAAAUAUUACUUUGAGGACUCGUUACAUCCUGAUCAAGGAUGGUGGGGCGCUUCAUAUUGGAGCAGAAAAAUGCCGCUAUGCAUCCAAAGCGACAAUUGCCUUGUAUGGCAAGUCCGAUGAAGGUGAAAGUAUGCCAACAUUUGGCAAAAAAUUUAUUGGUGUGGAAGCCGGCGGGACACUGGAGUUACACGGGGCACAGAAGGCGUCGUGGACGUUGCUGGCGAGAACUCUGCACGCCUCAGGCCUGACCUAUGGCGCCUAUGCCUUUGAGAAGAACUUUUCCAGGGGCCUCAAUGUGAGGGUCAUUGACCAAGACACAGCCAAGAUUUUGGAAAGCGAGAGGUUUGACACCCACGAAUACCACAACGAGAGCAGGCGACUUCAGGAAUUUCUGAGGGUCCAGGAUCCGGGACGGAUUGUUGCUAUAGCUGUUGGAGAUUCAGCAGCCAAGAGCCUCUUACAGGGAACCAUACAAAUGAUCCAGGACCGGUUGGGAAGCAAGCUGAUCCAAGGACUGGGCUACAGGCAAGCUUGGGCUUUGGUUGGUGUCAUCAACGGUGGAAGUACUUCUUGCAAUGAAUCUGUGAGAAACUAUGAAAAUCAUAGUAGUGGAGGAAAGGCUCUUGCCCAGAGAGAAUUUUAUACUGUGGAUGGUCAGAAGUUUGCGGUGACAGCUUAUAGUGAAUGGAUUGAAGGUGUUUCUCUUUCAGGUUUCCGGGUGGAAGUCGUGGAUGGCGUGAAGCUUCACCUGCUUGAUGACGUUAGUAGCUGGAAACCCGGAGACCAGAUCGUGGUUGCAAGCACAGACUACUCCAUGUACCAGGCCGAGGAGUUCACGCUGCUCCCCUGUCCCGAGUGCAGCCGUUUCCAGGUCAAAGUCAAAGAAACCCCGCAGUUCCUGCACAUGGGUGAGAUCAUAGAUGGUGUAGACAUGAGAGCUGAGGUUGGAAUUCUCACCCGGAAUGUUGUAAUCCAAGGAGAAAUGGAAGAUUCGUGCUAUGGUGAAAACCAGUGCCAGUUCUUUGAUUAUGAUACCUUUGGGGGACAUGUCACGAUAAGGAAGAAUUUUACUUCAGUCCAUCUUUCUUAUGUGGAAUUGAAACACAUGGGCCAGCAGCAGCAGCUGGGACGGUACCCCGUUCAUUUUCACCUGUGUGGGGACGUGGAUCACAGGGGAGGUUACAGACACAGAACAUCUGUGGACGGACUCUCUAUUCAUCACAGCUUCUCCCGGUGCAUCACUGUGCAUGGGACAGAUGGCUUGCUGAUAAAGGACACCAUUGGGUUUGACACACUGGGUCAUUGUUUCUUCUUGGAAGAUGGAGUUGAACAGAGAAAUAUUUUGUUCCACAAUCUGGGACUCCUCACCAAGCCGGGCACCCUCCUUCCCACUGACAGGAAUAACUCCAUGUGCACCACAAUGCGACAAAAAGUGUUUGGCAAUUACAUCCCUGUGCCUGCCACUGACUGUAUGGCUGUUUCAACUUUCUGGAUUGCUCAUCCCAACAACAAUCUGAUUAAUAACGCAGCUGCAGGCUCACAGGAUGCUGGAAUAUGGUAUUUAUUUCACAAGGAACCUACUGGGGAGUCCAGUGGAUUGCAGCUGUUAACGAAACCAGAACUUACUCCGUUGGGUGUGUUUUAUAACAACAGGGUCCAUUCAAGCUUUAAGGCUGGCUUAUUUAUUGACAAAGGUGUCAAAACAACCAUUGCUAGUGCUGCUGACCCCCGGGAAUACCUCUGUUUGGAUAACAACGCAAGGUUUCGGCCUCAUCAGGAUGGUGACCCUGAAAAGCCACGUGUUGCUGCUUUAAUUGACAGGCUCAUUGCUUUUAAAAAUAAUGACCAUGGAGCCUGGGUCCGAGGGGGAGACAUUGUCGUCCAGAAUUCAGCAUUUGCAGAUAAUGGAAUAGGAUUAACCUUUGCCAGUGAUGGAAGCUUUCCAAGUGAUGAAGGUUCUAGCCAGGAGGUAUCUGAAUCUCUCUUUGUUGGAGAAAGCAGGAAUUACGGCUUUCAGGGUGGUCAGAACAAGUAUGUAGGCAUGGGAGGAAUAGACCAGAAGUCUCGGACAUUACCCAGGAAUAGGACAUUCCCAAUUAGAGGCUUUCAGAUUUACGAUGGGCCCAUUCAUCUCACCAGGUGCACUUUCAAAAAAUAUGUGCCAACUCCAGAUAGGUAUACCAGUGCUAUUGGCUUCCUCAUGAAGAAUCCCUGGCAGAUAACCCCCAGAAAUAACCUCUCCCUUGUGAAGUUUGGUCCACAUGUCUCUCUGAAUGUCUUCUUUGGAAAGCCUGGCCCCUGGUUUGAAGAUUGUGAGCUGGAUGGUGACAAGAACUCCAUAUUCCACGACACUGAUGGCUCUGUGACAGGAUACAAGGACGCUUACGUGGGAAGAAUUGACAACUACCUGAUCCGCCAUCCUAGCUGUGUGAACGUUACCAAAUGGAACGCGGUGAUCUGCAGUGGGAGCUACGCCCAGGUCUAUGUGCAGACAUGGAGCACUCAGAAUCUGACAAUGACCAUCACACGAGAUGAGUACCCAUCCUACCCGAUGGUGCUUCGGGGCAUCAACCAGAAGGCAGCCUUUCCCCAGUACCAGCCGGUGAUCAUGCUGGAGAAGGGCUACACCAUCCACUGGAACGGGCCAGCGCCGAAGACUGUAUUUCUAUACCUCAUAAAUUUCAACAAGAAUGACUGGAUUCGAGUUGGCCUCUGCUAUCCAUCAAACACAAUUUUUCAGAUUACUUUUGGCUUUUUACAGCGGCAUAAUGGCUCGUUAUCCAAAAUGGAAGAUUAUGAGCCUGUGAACUCACUGGAAGAAUUGCAGAGGAAGCAGUCUGAGAGGAAAUUCUAUUUUGACUCCGGCACGGGGUUGCUGUUCUUGUAUCUCAAAGCCCAAGGCCGCAGGGAUGGCCACAGUUACUGUUCAUCUCAGGGAUGCGAAAGAGUCAGGAUCCAGGCGGCAACAGACUCAAAAGAGACCAGUAACUGCAUGGCCAAAGCAUAUCCCCAGUAUUACAGGAAGCCGUCAGCCCUCAAGCGGAUGCCGGCCAUGCUCACGAAACCCUGUCAAGGCUGCGGGACCCGCCAGGUGGUGUUUACUAGUGAUCCUCAUAAAAGCUACCUCCCCGUGCAAUUCCAGUCACCCAGUAAAGUGGAGACUCAGCGCGGAGACCCGUCUGUCAUCUCUGUCAACGGCACCGACUUUGCCUUCCGAAGUGCGGGUGUCUUUCUCCUCAUCGUGGAUGCCUGCAGCGUCCCCUUCCGGUUGAUGGAAAAAAAGUUUUUCUCUCUUGCUGAUGUCAGCCUCAUGGGAGAGUAUUUAAAAACAGGCAUCCCUCCAAGGUCUGUUGUUCUGUUGAGCACAAGAGGAGAAAUAAAGCAGUUGAACAUUUCAGAUUCAUUAAUACCUCUGGGAUUAGCCAAACCAGCUCAUCUUUCUAACAAAGGGAGCACCAUAUUUUUGGGAUUCAGCGGAAACUCUAAACCAUCAUGGACUAAGCUAUUUACCAGUCCUGCUGGACAGGGCCUUGGGCUGCUGGAACAAUUCAUACCUUUGCAGCUGGAGGAAUAUGGUUGUCCCAGAAUCGGCGCUGUCCGCAGGAGAGACCUGGAGCUGUUAAAGCAAACUUCAAAAGCACAUUAGAGACUAACUGUAACUUAAGUGCUGGGGGAAAAAAUGUGAACUAACUUAUUUAAUUUAUGGCAUUUUAAAAUGACACUGUUAACCCAACGGAACCAUUUUCCUGUUUGAUACAGAGAGGGGAGAAAAGAAAGAGUUUAAAGUGAUUGCUUGAAUACCAGCUCAUGCACCUUGUAGUUGUACAAAAUGUUAAGAAUUUAUUUGUAUCUGUUAGGCUGGUAUAUUUAGAGAGCAGUUCUCUUACUCCUCACCUUCCACCCCUGUGUUUUGUAGUGACCACAAGCAGUGCUUCUCCUUCCGUACUAUGGGAUGUCGUGGGGUGGGGUGGGGUGGGGUGCGGUGAGGGCUUCUGAGAAUCAGCCUGAGUCCCUGAGAGGACCGGCUCUUGUAGCACCUUGGAUACUUGAAGUCUAAUGCUCAGUGUGUCAUUGACUUUGGGUCAGCAGCUGACUUGGGUGGCUGGCAUGUUUAGUGAUGCCUUGGGCCCUGGUUCUGGGCAGCCUUUGAGGAUUUUGUAUGAUCCUGAACGAUAGAAUUUUAAGUGGCAACUCAGGCCCAGCUCAUGCCCAUUUUUUGCCUGGACAUGUGCUAUUUUUAUUCAUUUGUAUAUCAAUUCCUUCUAAGGGUUCUCCUUUCCAACAGGAAGUAGUGCAUUGGGACAAAGGGCUUUUAGGGAUUAGACAUCCCUUUAAUCUGUGACCAUUGGGCAAAACUUUGACCUACACCAAGGUCUGUUGGGACCAUUUUUUAGCUUUAAUCCUUUAACUGUUUGGACUGUAUAUUUGUGUUUAAAAUGCAGACCUGAGCUGAAUAUUUACUUACUCUUUUUUUUUUUUGAAAAAGAAGAAGCAGGCUGUUUUCCUGAACUGUAAACUCAAGUCAUUUCAACUUGCACAAAGGAAGUCUGUUCUUAGAGUUGCUCCUGCACCCAGGUUUUUUUUUGUUGUUUUUGUGUGUAGAUUUUUUUUAAAGCUUUUCUGCUCACCAUCCUGCCAAGAAAACGGCAGAAAGCUUAAUGAUACCCCAAAAUAUUGUACUCAGGGGGCAGAAAAAGGGGAGAGCCUUUUAAGGGUCAGAUCACAGAGGGGACAUUCUGAAAUGAACGUCGUCAUCGUCAGUCAUCUUAAUUAAAUUGUUAGAGCCGAUUUUAAGAAGGUGCCACGGCGCCCUCUUUGCCUUCCCCUGGCUGCAUGCAUCUCCUGCCCAUGAGGAUUGCAUGAGGCAAAAGGAGAUGGGCUCCUGGCCCGGGACACCACCACACCAAGAGUAAAGAAGCAUCAGAAUGCCUUUACCUUCUCCUAAUCCCACAAUGCAUGAUGCGUAGUGGAGGAAUGGCCACAGCGAGAUAGUAGGAAGUGUGUGCAGGCUGACUUUGGCCAUGAGUACAGACAAACUCACGUUCCUCUUCCAAGAGCCUCGGCUGAUGGCCCAUCCCUUGUGUCCAGGAGAGACUGCAGAGCAGCUCUGUGACUUCUGUUACUUUAUGACACAUGCUACCUCAAAGUGCUACCGAUAAACCUUUCUAACUGUAAGUGCUCUUCCUGAGGGCACACGUCUUAAUCAAAGUGUAGGGGGGGAUUUGUUUGUUUUGUUUGUUUUGUACAGUGAUGAAUGAGAUCUUACCUAUUAAGUGUAUUAUUGGAUCAUGGUUCCUGAAGGGGAUUAGUUUGAGUGUGUGUGUGUGUGUGUGUGUGUGUGUGUGUGUGUGUGUGUCUGUGUGUUUUAUGACGUAAAUAUUUUUGUGUGUGUGUUUUUUAGAGUUUGGCUCUUUAAAGAUUUGGAGAGAAUAUGUAAUAUAGUUCUAAGGCACUCAGUUUUUUUCUGAUUUAUAUGCUAAUUAUCAGCCCUAAGUUAAAUAAAUAAAAAUAUGUGUGCAUGUA